ACACACACACACACACACACACACACAUAUUGACCUUCCACAGCAUACAUUACCAUGGUAAAGCCGUUCUGUGUUCUGGCGUCCAAGUUUUUGCACGGAAUGAAACCUAUUUAGUUUCUCCACAUACAGUGUGGUAAAAGAGCGCAUUGAGGCGCUGUCCUUAAGAACCCCGACCUUACCGGCAUCGAGUCGACCCCAACAGGAAGUGGCUGUGUAUAGUUCUGGCGUUAGUCCAACUCUGGUCUUUAAUAGUGGGCAGACUUGUGUGAUCUCUCUCUUUAAUGGCCUUCGGUAGUAUGCGGUAGUGAAAUUGAUCUAGCUAAACAACUAUGGCACGGAUAUCACUUAAAAUCUCAUAUCUUGGUUUGGAUUGAUUGGGAUCCUCACAUAACUACAAACCAGGAUGUUUGGGGAUUGAUUGUGACGUCCGUCUCAAGCCAAAGCAGUCUGUUGAUGUGUAGUUGACGACAAUCAGAUAUCACUGUUUCCACCAUUGGGUUUAGUGUUAUGGUGUUUCCCAUCUGUUCCUCCCUCCUCCUCCCUAGAUGUUUUAGGGUCAGUGGGAACCUCAUGAUGAGUGGCCUCAAACUCUGGGCUUAGUCAUGGUUGGCCAGCACUGUGUGCGCCACAUCUCACUGUAGCUUCAGAUGAGUUUUUAAGGGCAGUUAUGCCGAGCCGUACCGAUGCGCGGAGCCUGACACUGAUGGAUUGCCCUCUGAGAUCCUGGAGGCUGGUUGGUAAAUUCUUCUUUGCCGGUGCCCCAGUGACUCAGCUGUGUGGAAUGUUUCUUUCCCUUAUAUUUCCCUCGCUCUCUCGCUCUCUUGCUCUCUCGCUCUCUCGCUCUCUCGCUUUCAUCUGUUCACCUGACAGCCUGAAGCCAGAUGGGCCUUGGCAUUUUUCAUGGAAGCACGUAGCUUGUGCCUGUGUGUGUCGGUGUGUCUGAGUGUGUGUGUGUGUGUGUGUGUGUGUGGAAGCACACAGCUUGUGUCUCUGUGUGUGCGUCUGUGUGUGAGUGUGUGUGUGUGUGUAGAGUGGGGUUGCAGGUGCACCUUUAUAAUAGACUGCAGUCCAAACUUCUUUUAAAGUCAACCUGUUCUGAUCAGAGAUGAAUGUUGGACAGCUUUUGGGCACACACAUAGUUCUCUGAAAUGGUUUUGGGCAAAGGCGAAGUUCUGGGAGAUCAUUUUACUUUUGGGCAUACACGAUGUUCUCUGAGAUAGUUUUGGGCAUGGUCAUAUUUUACUUUUGGGCAUACACGAUGUUCUCUGAGAUAGUUGUGGGCAUGGUCAUUGUUUACUGAUAUCAUUUUACUUUUGGGCAUAGCCAUUGUUUUCCAAAUUCUGUCCCAAAGCUGCAGCACUUCACCAUUUUUGCUCAUAUACAGACUCACUCACAUAAGAUUAAUGGUUUUCAUUUCUCUUUAAUAUCCGAGGCACAAUUUUUAACCUUUCAGCAGGGGAGUUUUGAACGUUCUAACAGAAGAUUCUGUUCUGCAACAAUGUAAGGUUCUAAAAUUCCAUGUUGAAUUAGGAGCCGUAUAGACAGGGCUCUGGUUAAAGACAAUGAAAUCAGAUUUCAUUUAGAGCGUUCAAUUCCCAACAUUCCCGUCACACCGGUGUGAUGGCAGCGGCUGAAAGCAUAUUUUUAAACAGCACUCGUUCGAUUUGAAAAGAGAUUGCCUAUUAAAUGUAAUCAGAUGAUUCCACUUCUUUUGGUCCAUCUAUGUGAGCUGAUUAAAUGAGUUUCUUCUAAACUCAAGGGCUCAUUUGGCAGUCUGUGCUGAGGUCAUUGUGUGCUGAUUAGAAAACUAUUGUUAUGGCAUGAUAAGAGAUGUGAAUGUGAUGGAAGAUGUGAUGAGUCAUGUAGCUAACAGUGGCAGUUCUCCAGAACAACACUGAGUGCAAGAGCAUACGUCAUUCCUUGUCAUUUAUUCAUUGGGCAGCGACUUACCGAAGAGGAUAACAUUCAAGCUACAGUGCUGAGGAGACCUUAUCUAGGAAAUGCUACUGCAUCUGUCAAUACUACUGCUAGAGGAGAAGAGUGACCAUGCUAUUUAAUGUCCUCUGGAUGCGUCCAGUCUGAGGUGGACUGAGAGUGAUUCUAUAAUGUGUUUGUUCAGAUACAGCGUCGUCAGUGCGUCCUCUGACACCUGUAAUAAAAGGUGAGGGCGUCUCCCUGAUGUCGUCCACGCUGUCAUAAAGACGAGAGGCGGGUAGGCAGUGUAAACACACGGUGCACUCUCUCUGUUUGCACACACACACACACACACACACACACACACACACACACACACACACACACACGGUGCACUCUCUCUGUUUGCACAGCGUCCAGAUCAAGUGGCCUUUUUCGCGUCAGCUUGCACUCGGGGGUCAACAGUUACCCGGCAGCAGUGGACUGAGUUUAGAUGCCUGUAUCAGGGUCCUCUCCUGACCGUCUACUAGUCAUUGGGAUCCUCUCUCUGCUUGUGGUCCACAUCAGCUCUGAGGCAUGGAGCAAUGAUGUUUCAGACGUCCAGUAUGGCCGACUGGGAUCCAGUGUCACUCUGGCAUGCAGAGGUAGCAGGUCCCCUGUGGAGUGGCGUGUGAAUGGGAGCUCAGUGUUGCCCCGGCAGGCUGUCCAGUUGGACUCCUCGCUCUCGUUGCCCAGCGCCCACAUCUCCAUGGAGGGCAACUACAGCUGCCACGACCAGAGCGGCACCCUCAUCCAGGCUGUGCGAGUCCGACUAGGCAUGAACAGCGGGCUACGCCACAGCUGUGUAUGGAUGUUUACCAGCCUGUUGUUUCCCUGUUGUCUCCCGAGCAGUAAUGGCGUCUUGACGGUGGAGACUUGCAUCCAGGAGGAGCAGGGCAGCUCCAGCUGCGUCAUCGAGCACCCUCCCAUGUGGAGCCACAAGCACCUGCUCAACAUCACCGAGGUCAACCCCCUGGGCUCGCAGCAGACCAUUAUCAGAGUAGACCUUCACCAACUCAUGAAGCCUGAUCCACCAGAGGCGGUGCGGUCCAUGGAGGUGGAGGGCCACCCCACCAGGCUGCAAGUCCAGUGGAGGAUCCCGGAGUCCUGGACACCGGAGGAUAUCUCGGACGUCGCCUUCCCUCUGGCUUUCCAGUUCGCCCGGCACUGGCCCCAAAGUUCCAAGGAGGCUACUGUUGUGGUGUGGUCUAGCCUCUCAUCUUGUAUUGUGCUCUUCUGUGGUCAGCUGUUCACAGAGGACGACACCAGCCUGACGAUCAUGGAUGCCCUGGCUGGACACCCCCACCACAUCCAGGUGCAGGCCAAGGACGGCAUCAGCCCUGAGAGCCAGUGGAGCGACUGGAGCCAACUGGUCCAGGCUCAGCCCUGGACAGAACCUCUGAUAGCCACAGAGGAGCCUACAGCCAUCCCUGAGUUCUUCAGCCCAGAGCAAAACAACACAGGGGCAGACACAUCCACAGUCAAGGGACCAGACUCUCAGUUGCCGGACGGUGGAGGACUUGGAGUCGUGAUGCUCCUUAGCCUGUUCGCCGGGAUCAUCGGGAUCGUGGCGUUUACGGUCAUCCUCCUGCUGUGGAUGCGACACCAGAAGCGAGGCGGUUUGAGCAAGCAGCAGCUGACCUCCAUGGUGAAGAUGAAGUCUUUGCUAAUCUGAGGUAGCGAGGUUGGCGGAGUCCUUGUUCCUUGUUAGCCCUCAUAGGGCUUCCUCAAAGGGAAUCCUCUCCACUGCUAUACUGCAGUGCUAAUACGGCUCCAGAAUCCCACAAUUCACCUGUCUCCUGUUGGUGCUCACAAGGGUUGGUUCCGAGACGCAGACCCUGGGAACUGUGAAUACAGACCAUGUAGCAUACACACAGACACACACACAGA
Molecule: messenger RNA, 3843 nt
Organism: Alosa alosa (allis shad)
Lineage: Eukaryota; Metazoa; Chordata; Actinopteri; Clupeiformes; Clupeidae
Gene: il11ra
Product: interleukin 11 receptor, alpha
Exons: 11
Coding region: 2408-3628 (406 amino acids)
Molecular function (GO): protein binding
Source: RefSeq, a predicted model, not a curated record